Uranotaenia lowii is the source of this 3330-nucleotide messenger RNA. It is a transcript of the gene Pmp70, whose product is annotated as ATP-binding cassette sub-family D member 3. Gene Ontology annotation, cellular component: peroxisomal membrane. The transcript has 10 exons. NCBI's taxonomy places the organism in Eukaryota, Metazoa, Arthropoda, Insecta, Diptera, Culicidae. The record is from RefSeq and is a predicted model, not a curated record. Gene Ontology annotation, molecular function: long-chain fatty acid transmembrane transporter activity; ATP hydrolysis activity; ATP binding. Bases 863 to 2839 code for a protein of 658 amino acids. Gene Ontology annotation, biological process: peroxisome organization; very long-chain fatty acid catabolic process; fatty acid beta-oxidation.
CAGUCAGACAGAACAGGUCGGUUUUGCACAGUUGCCGUGGUCGUUUCCGUCGUCAUCCAGGUAGUUGGACUUUAUUGAUCCACAGUUCUCGAUAUAAUUUUGUGCUAAGUUAAAAGUUAAGGUGGUUAUCAUUUGGUAAGAGAGUUUUUGUCUUCAUUGAAUUUGAUAGGGGUGCUGCAGAAAUUUUUGUUAAUAAUAAUUUGAUCGUGAUCUGAAGUGUGACAAGCUUUUAAUCCAAAAAUGUGUGUCGGCUAAUGUGCCUCAAUUUUAUACCUACUAAUUGAAUAGUUUAAGUUGUAGUCUUCAAUGCAGUUAUUUCGUAAGAAUUCAUGUAGUAACAUUAGUAGAUAAAAGUUAAUGAAAGUUGGGGUAGAAGAAAGUCUUCUAAAAACUCCGAACACGAAACAAGUGCAAUGUCAGCACUUGCCAGCUCAUAGAGCUCCAAAAGCGUGAAGAAAUUAAUCAGUGCAAAUUAAGUCGUGCUUUUGGAACGAAGAGGGGUAGUUGGGGCCUGCCAUUCUGCACUGUGAAUUGAUUCCAAUUUAUUUCUAUACGCUUUCCAUUCCGGUCUACAGAAGCUACAAGAAAAAUUGGUAUAAAGAACGUGUGCGGCGUAGGAACGGGUAACUUAAAUCGGUUCCGGACCCCCCAAGAAAAUCUUAAGGCAGGCGAUUGUUGCAACCAUUUUCGUGUGUUGGUUUAGAGUUCAGUGUUCAGUGGUUGUGUGAAUGAGAAAGCCCCCGAAAAUAAAGGAAAACUUCAAGGUUGAAGACACAACAACGGAGCUGGUGAAGAGUUGUUUUACAGUUGGACGACAGUGUAUCAACUAGGCCGCGAGCACAAUUUUGUUCAUCGAAACCAAAUGGCUCCCAACUUGAGUAAACUGGCCGGCAACCAGAACGUGGCCAUUGCCAUCGCUGGAUGUACUGCCGCCACCUGGAUCAUUCUUUACGGCAAGCAAAUCCACAAUGCCCGCAAACAACGACCCGAAGACGAAAUCCAGUACAUUAUCAGCGACAAGAAGGAAAAACGCGCCACCAGAGCUCACGUGAACUCAGUUUUCUUCAAACAGCUGCGAACACUGCUGAAAAUCAUCAUUCCGAAAAAAUGGAGCAAGGAAAAUGGACUACUACUAGUGAUAGCUGCAGCACUGAUUGCAAGAUCGAUCAGCGACAUAUGGAUGAUCCAAAAUGCUACCGCCAUCGAGAGUACCAUCAUCACCAUGAACAAAAGUCAGUUCCGGACGGCUUUAGUGAAAUACCUGUCGGCCCUGCCAGCAAUCGCAGUGGUGAACAACGUAUUGAAAUGGAGCAUCGGGGAGCUGAAGUUACGGUUUAGAACGAACCUAUCGCAAUAUUUAUACACAGAGUACCUGAAAGGAUUCACCUACUACAAAAUGUCUAAUCUGGACAAUCGGAUAGCGAACGCCGACCAGCUGCUAACAACAGACAUCGACAAGUUCUGCGAGAGCGUUACCGAUCUCUAUUCCAAUAUCUGCAAACCGAUGCUGGACAUUGUGAUAUAUGUGUACCGAUUGACGACCAAUUUGGGCGGAACGACGCCGGGCAUCCUGUUGCUGUAUCUGUUUUUCUCCGGCGUAUUCUUGACGAAUCUGCGCAAACCCACCGGUCGGUUGACCGUGAUGGAGCAGAAACUGGAAGGCGAGUUCCGAUAUGUUAACAGCCGACUCAUCACGAAUUCGGAAGAAAUUGCCUUCUACAAGGGAAACAAUCGCGAGAAGCUUACAAUUUUGGCAAGCUUCAACAAGUUGGUAGCCCAUCUGCGAAAGUUCUUAGAAUUCCGUGUUGGCAUGGGCAUAAUCGACAACAUGGUAGCCAAAUACAUCGCUACGGUGGUUGGAUUCUAUGCGGUGUCACUUCCGUUCUUUGAGAAAGAUCAUCCUCUGCUAACAGGAAGCCAUUCUGGUGAACGGUUAAGUAAAUAUUACACCUACGGUCGAAUGUUGGUCAAACUGGCGGAAGCCAUCGGUCGAUUGGUCCUGGCCGGGCGAGAAAUGUCACGGCUAGCCGGUUUCACAGCCCGCAUGACUGAGCUGACCGUGGUGUUGAAGGAACUAAACUCAGGUCGGUACGAGCGAACGAUGGUUAGCAAUUCCAGCGUAGCCGAUGCCGAUAUUGGCCCCGGCAAGGGACUGCUCAAGUUCCAGGACAAUCUUAUCCGGUUCGAACGGGUGCCCCUGGUUACCCCGAAUGGUGAUGUGCUGGUAAAGGAUUUGAACUUCGAAGUCAAAUCCGGUAUGAAUGUUCUGGUCUGUGGCCCGAACGGAUGCGGCAAGAGCAGCCUGUUCCGAAUUUUGGGUGAACUGUGGCCAACCUGGGGUGGCACCGUGACGAAACCGCCAGCCGGUAAACUUUUCUACAUUCCACAGAGACCGUACAUGACCUUGGGAACGUUGCGGGAUCAGAUCAUCUACCCGCACACCCACCAGGAAAUGAAACGGCGUGGCAAAACCGAUGCCGAUCUGCUUUCCUACCUGGACCUGGUCCAGCUGACGUACCUGCAGGUGCGGGAAAAGGGCCUGGAUGCGAUCGAGGAUUGGAUCGAUGUGCUGUCUGGGGGAGAAAAGCAGCGCAUCGCCAUGGCCCGACUGUUCUACCACAACCCGCAGUUCGCCAUCCUGGACGAGUGCACUUCGGCCGUGUCCGUCGACGUCGAGGGUAGCAUGUACGAGUACUGCCGAAAGGUGGGCAUCACGUUGUUCACCGUUUCACAUCGCAAAUCGCUCUGGAAGCACCACGAGUACUACCUCCAGUUCGAUGGACAUGGUGCGUUCGAUUUUGCCCCGAUCGAUGGAAACGAACAACAGUUUGGAUCGUAAGAAUCCGACCGGGCCGCGAAAGUCGCACAGAUCGAUUGGCGAUCUUCUUUCUCGGGUGUGUGUUUGUGAUGCAUGAGUGUUAUUUUGUUGAUUGUGCAUGAGGUUGGAUGAACCAUAGCUAGCCAGCGAUUUAGCAUAUUUGAAUUCAUAACGGUAUAAGGGUGAUAGAUGAGGUUCCCGGAAUGCGGUGCAGGAUACCCGGUUAUGUGUAGCUUAUUCCUACUACCAAGUGGAGCGGAGUUAAGUAGACGAGUUUUAUCUACUAGGCAGCGAAAGUGCGUUUGAAAACACAAAGCGAAAAGAAGGCUAUUAGAGGAUUUCUUUCAAUUCGAAACAAUAAGAAUAAAACAGUUAACAGCACAGCUUAGGUUUAUUUUUGCUUCCUAUUGUUCCAGUAGCAGGUAUACUUUUUGUUGUUCAGCAAUGUAAUCCUUGAAUGUUAUUUUACAAUUUAUUACGAAAUAAAGAUACCAUUUGUUUUGUAACAAGUA